GAGCCUGAGAAUAACUUAUGCAACCAGUAUGAGGAGAAGGUACGUCCUUGCAUCGACCUCAUCGACUCCCUGCGGGCCCUGGGCGUGGAGCAAGACCUGGCCUUGCCAGCCAUCGCUGUCAUUGGAGACCAGAGCUCAGGCAAGAGCUCUGUGCUAGAAGCUCUGUCAGGAGUCGCACUGCCCAGAGGCAGCGGGAUCGUGACAAGAUGUCCACUGGUGCUGAAACUGAGGAAACUUAGACAUGGAGAGGAAUGGAAAGGCAAGGUCAGUUAUCAGCACAUUGAGACUGAGAUUUCAGAUGCAUUGGAGGUGGAAAAGGAAAUCACCAAAGCCCAGAACGUCAUUGCAGGGGAAGGAAUGGGAAUCAGCCAUGAGUUAAUCAGUCUGGAGGUCAGCUCCCCACAUGUCCCGGAUCUGACUCUUAUAGACCUUCCUGGCAUAACCAGGGUGGCUGUGGGCAACCAGCCCGCCGACAUUGGGCGUCAGAUCAAGGCACUCAUCAGGAAGUACAUCUACAGGCAGCAGACGAUCAACCUGGUGGUGGUCCCCUGUAAUGUGGACAUCGCCACCACAGAGGCACUGAGCAUGGCUCAGGAGGUGGACCCUGAGGGCGACAGGACCAUAGGAAUCUUGACAAAGCCUGAUCUGGUGGACAAAGGUACCGAAGACCAGAUCGUUGAUGUGGCACGAAACCUUGUGUGUCACCUGAAGAAGGGCUACAUGAUCGUCAAGUGCCGGGGUCAGCAGGAAAUCCAGGACCAGCUGAGCCUGUCUGAAGCUCUGCAAAGAGAGAAGGCCUUCUUUGAGGACCACCCACAUUUCAGAGAACUUCUGGAGGAAGGAAGGGCCACGGUUCCCUACCUAGCAGACAGACUUACCACAGAGCUCAUCACGCACAUCUCUAAAUCUAUGCCCCUAUUAGAAGAGCAAAUAAAGGUGAAUCACCAGAAAAUAACAGAGGACUUACAAAAGUAUGGUGUUGACAUACCAGAAGAUGAAACGGAAAAAAUGUUCUUCCUGAUAGAUAAAAUUAAAGCAUUUAAUCAGGAUAUCGCUGCUUUAGUACAAGGGGAGGAAACUGUGGAAGAUGAAGACACUCGGCUGUUUACCAAACUCCGGAAUGAGUUCCAAAAAUGGAGUGUUAUAAUUGAAAAAAAUUUUAAAAGCAGUUAUGACCUUAUGAGUAACAAAAUCCAUAAAUUUGAAAAUCAGUAUCGUGGCAGAGAGCUGCCAGGAUUUGUGAAUUAUAGGACAUUUGAGUCGAUCAUAAAACAGCAAAUCAAAACCCUGGAGGAGCCAGCUGUUGACAUGCUGCACAGGGUGACUGAUAUUGUCCGACUCGCUUUCACAGACGUUUCAGUGAAACAUUUUGAGGAAUUUUUUAACCUCCACAGAACCGCUAAGUCCAAAAUCGAAGACAUUCGAGCAGAACAAGAAAAAGAAGGUGACAAGUUGAUCCGACUUCACUUCCAGAUGGAGCAGAUUGUCUACUGCCAGGAUCAGGUUUACAGGGGUGCGUUGCAGAAGGUCCGAGAGAAGGAAACAGAAGAAGAAAAAAGGAAUAAAAGAUCACAUGAUUCGUUCUUUGAACAAGACUCUGAAAACUCUUCAAUGGCUGAGAUCUUUCAGCACCUGGUUGCCUACCACAAGGAGGUCAGCAAGCGCCUGUCCAGUCACAUCCCCUUGACCAUCCAGUUCUUCAUUCUCCAGACUUUUGGGGAGCAGCUGCAGAAGGGCAUGAUGCAGCUUCUGCAGGAAAAGGACACUUACAGCUGGCUCCUGAAGGAGCGGAGUGACACCAGCGAAAAACGGAGAUUCCUGAAAGAGCGGCUUGCGCGGCUCACACAGGCUCGGCGCCGGCUUGCCAAAUUCCCUGGUUAAUCGGGCACUGGAUCCUGCCCCAGGGAGAGGAGGCCCCACACCUCUCCCUGGAGCUGGGCUGUGUUUAUUUAGUCAUUCAACAGGCACCAUAUCUGACACUCAGUAGUCAAACUUGAGGGUCAUGCUUAUAACUUAGAGGGUCACAGUCUCUGCUGACCCAUUAGCUGAUGAGGACUUAGAAGAAGCUGUGGAGAACAAGCAACUUCCAGCUAAGGUGAAGGAUACACAUGGCUUAGAUGGGGUGGAUGAUGCUGCUUUCCUGAUUGGAAACAUAAUUUCAACUCGGAAUCGCUCCUCCUCUCGGAAUUCUCCCUUUUUCUUAGUCAGAAACUGAUGCAUGCUGAACACCUUAGAAUGCUCACUCCCUGGUUUUGUAAUGUCCAUUCCUGAACCCAGUGUUUUAGGAGCAUCAGUGCCAUGUAUGUGAUUGCUUAGGAGCCCUGUCACCUUCACUUGUAAUAAACUCAUUUCUAGCACACA
Carlito syrichta (Philippine tarsier) is the source of this 2361-nucleotide messenger RNA. RefSeq names its product interferon-induced GTP-binding protein Mx1-like. Lineage: Eukaryota; Metazoa; Chordata; Mammalia; Primates; Tarsiidae. The transcript is spliced from 12 exons. The record is from RefSeq and is a predicted model, not a curated record. The annotation marks the transcript as partial. Gene Ontology annotation, biological process: defense response to virus. Gene Ontology annotation, cellular component: membrane; microtubule; cytoplasm. Gene Ontology annotation, molecular function: GTP binding; GTPase activity; microtubule binding.